AUGAGAUUUCAGCAGUUAGCUCUCUUCGGCCUGGUUGCUCUGGCAGCUUCGGUUCCUCUUUCUGCGAAAGAUAGCCGUGCCAAACUUGCAUCAGAAGCCUCUCUGUCUCGUAAGAAUGAGUACAGCGAUGUCUCCACUCGUGCCACUGUCCCUGGCUUCCAGAGCGAGAGAGUCAACAUGGUUCUUCGCGGCGAAGCAACCGCGAACGGUACUAGACAUGGCAAAGGUGGUGAGGGUGGCAAACAAGGCGGGGAAGGUAAAGACGGCAAAGAAGACGGAAAAGGCAGAAAAGAUGAAGAAGGCGACGAGGAUGAAGAAGACGAUAAUGACGAGGGUGAUGGUGAUGAAGGCGAUGAUGAGGAGGGUGAGGAAGGUGGUGAUGAUGAGAAAGGUGAACAUGGCAAGGGAGGUGAGCACGGUAAGGGAGGUGAGCACGGUAGGGGAGGUAAACAUGGUAGGGGAGGUGGACAUGGUCAGGGAGGUGAGCAUGGUCAUGAAGGCCAGCAUGGCCAAGAAGGCAAGCAUGGUAAUGGAGGCGAACAUGGCCAGGGAAGCAAACCUGGUCAUGAAGGCCAGCAGAACCAGCAGGGACAUGAUGGCCAAGGGGCCAAACAGAAGAUGCAACGGGGCUACCACGACCUCUAA
Molecule: messenger RNA, 645 nt
Organism: Aspergillus bombycis
Lineage: Eukaryota; Fungi; Ascomycota; Eurotiomycetes; Eurotiales; Aspergillaceae
Product: glycine-rich protein
Exons: 2
Coding region: 1-645 (214 amino acids)
Source: RefSeq, a predicted model, not a curated record